Messenger RNA from Hevea brasiliensis (rubber tree), 484 nucleotides. RefSeq names its product major allergen Pru ar 1-like. Gene Ontology annotation, biological process: abscisic acid-activated signaling pathway; defense response. The record is from RefSeq and is a predicted model, not a curated record. The coding region runs from base 1 to 480 and encodes 159 amino acids. Gene Ontology annotation, cellular component: cytoplasm; nucleus. The transcript is spliced from 2 exons. Gene Ontology annotation, molecular function: signaling receptor activity; protein phosphatase inhibitor activity; abscisic acid binding. NCBI's taxonomy places the organism in Eukaryota, Viridiplantae, Streptophyta, Magnoliopsida, Malpighiales, Euphorbiaceae.
AUGGGUGUUGUUUCCUAUGAAAUGUUGGUGAAUUCCUCCGUCCCUCCUGCUAAGCUGUACAAGGCCUCUGUCCUUGAUGCUGACGUUCUCUUACCAAAGCUUGUGCCACAGGCCAUUAAGAGUAUUGAAAUCCUUGAAGGAGAUGGAGCGCCUGGAACCAUAACAAAAGUUACUCUUGGGGAAGGCAGUCAAUUCAAGUAUAUGAAGCACAAAGUUGAUGCGAUCGACAAAGAGAACUUCACAUUCAGCCACACUGUGUUUGAAGGCGAUAUGUUGAUGAACGUGAUUGAAAAAAUCACUUACGAUAUCAAGUUCGAGCAAUCCCCUGAUGGAGGAUCCAUCUGCAAGGAGGGUUGCAAGUACUAUACCAUUGGUGAUUAUGAGCUUAACAUAGAACAACUUAAGGCUGCCAAAGAGAGACGCUUGGGAUUGUUCAAGGCUAUUGAAGCCUACAUCUUGGCAAAUCCUGACACUUUCUAAAGGU